AUGUUCAAAAUAUUGCACCAGAAUCUGUUCCAUAAAAAUAUAUAUCAAAUAGUAAGUCCUUUUUGUCAUGAAAGGAGUGUAAGGGUUUUUCCCUUUAGUAGCAAAGCGUGUAAUAAUUUAAAAAUAGAAGAGGACUAUUUUUACGUUAAUCCAUUGAGAAAACUCAGCUGUGUCGGAUGUGGAGAAUUCCUACAAUCAACGAAUGAGAGGAAAACAGGUUUUGUUCCUUUUAAUGUUUAUGAAAAAUAUAGUAAUGGAAGAUUAAAAUUUUACACAAAAGUAAAAGGUGAAGAAGUGAGUUCUGUACCAGAUGGUAUAAAAGUUGAUGUAAAUAAUUUUUAUAAUUUUAAAGUAAAAACCAAAAUUAUUUUGUGCAAAAGAUGCUAUAGGUUACAACAUUACAAAUGUGCCGAUACAAAAUGUGAGGUAGAUAUUAACAGAAUCGAAAAUAUUAUAAAAUGUAGGAAGCAACUGCAGGAUCAUAUGAAGAACUGGGAAGAAAAAAAAGUUAAUAACAAGGAUAAAGAAAAUAAAGGUAACACAUAUAACAAACAUAAUAUAGUUGACAUAAAUAAUACACAUUGUAUAAAUGGUUUACAUAGCUUCAAUAAAUUGCAAGACCAACAUAGUGUACAUAGCAUAAAAUCAGCUAGCAUAUUAGAAAGAGAAGAUAACAAUGCAGAAGAAUAUAAUGAAAAAAGGCUUAAAAUCCCAAAUGGUAAUCCUGUUAACACACUAAAUGAUGGCAAAAUAUGCAAAAAGGAGGAAGACAAAGCUCAGAACAAGGGCGCACUUGUGCAAAUACUUGCAAAUAAUAUAAAAAAUUUAUCUUUUAUUAAAAGGAAAAUGAUAAAAUCUUUUGAUAAUCAUUUUAAGAAAAAAAAGCAGAAACAACAAUAUAAACAAUGUAAAGAUAUAGCUUCAAUAAGUUUUGAAAAUGAGGAUAGGCUGAAUUGUACAAAUGAAAUUGAUUUUACUAAUACGGAAAUGCGCAAAAAAGGUAAUCAUAUUUUGAACAUAAAAUGCAGGAAAACGGAAGGCAUAAGUGAAGGAAUCAUGCAGGAAAAAAUCGGCAACGAGAAAGAAGCAAGAGUAGCAGCAAAUAUGAUAUCAAGCGUAACCGCUGGUGCAUCUGCUGGUAUAGCUGCUGAUAUAGCAGUUGAUAUAGCCUCUGAAGUAGCCCCUGGAGAGGGGGAGUACUAUCAGGACGUCUCGUACAAUAUCGACAAAAGAAGCAUCAACAUUUAUGAAAAAAAGGACAUACUGAAAAAAAGAAAUGAUAUGAAAAAAUUAGAAGUCGAAAAGAUGGAAGUGAGCACAGCCAAAUAUGUGGAAGGAGAUCGAAAUCAUAUUAUGAACAAUUUAAUUAAAAAAAUGAAAAGAAAAUCUUUAGUCUUAUAUUUAAUUGAUAUAACGAAUAUUGAAAAUACUAUACUCCCAGAACUUUAUAUAGGUUGCAAAAAUAAAGAUAUAAAUAUCAUUUGGCUAGUAAAUAAAGUAGAUUGUUUACCGAAGUCAACGAAUCUAGAAAUAGUUAAAAUAUGGUUCCGUAAUUUAGUAAGACAAAUAAAAAAUUCACAUAUAAAUGAUUUAAUAUUUAUAUCAGCAUUAAAAUUUUAUAAUUUUGACAUGUUAGAAGAACGCAUGAAAUACUAUGUUGAUUUGGAAAAAGGUACAGAUAUAUAUAUAGUAGGAUGUGUAAAUGUUGGUAAGUCUUCUUUCAUUAAUUCCUUUCUUAAAUAUAUUAAUUAUAAGCAUAUAGGAGAUAUAUACAACAAAAGAAAGAAAGGUGGGGUUACAACUUCAAAUAUUCCAUAUACAACCUUAAAUUAUAAUGUAUUUCGAUUAAAAAAAAAUAUAAAUAUUAUUGACACAGUUGGUAUACCCACCAAAUAUCAGUAUUCCUCUAUCUUAUAUAGAGAUAUUGAUCUUAAUAGUAUAAGUAUAAACAAACUCAUUCAACCAUUUACAUACAAGUUAAAAGAUGAUUCGUCGGUAAUUAUAGGUUCUUUAUGUUAUGUCAAUUUAAUUUAUGGUAAUUUUGCCUUGUUAACAUUUUAUAUGUCAAAUAGAGUUACUAUCCACAUGUGUAAGACAGCAAAAGUUGAAAAUUUUUUAGAAAAAAAAAAAUGCUCUUUUCUUUAUCCGCCUCAUAUAAAUGCAGAUUUUGAUUUAUUAAAACCAUUUGUUAAACAUACAGUUAAGGUUUAUGGAAAAGAUUUUGAAAGUCUAGAUGACAUUGUUAUUUCAGAUCUAUGUUGGUUUUCAGUAACUGGAAGAGGAGUAAAGAUACUUGAAAUAUUCGCUCCAAAAAAUAUCAAAAUUUAUAGGAGACCAUCAAUGAUUAAUGAUGCAGUUAAACAUACACAGGUAGAUGUAUUUAAAUAUAAAUCGUAUAGAGGCAGAACAGCUAAGGUUUUAAAAAAAAAGAAAAAGUUAAUCGAAGAUUUGGAUAGAUUAUAUCCAAAUAGAAGGCAAGAAAUAAAAAACAUUACUUUGCAGGGUGAAAAUGCUCAACUAGAGGGUUUAAAAAACUUCAUGUACGUAGGUGGUGCGGACACUGGGAAUGCAGUUUCCACAUCCUCCUCUGCUUCUACAUCCUCCUCUGCUUCUACAUCCUCCUCUGCUUCUACAUCCUCCUCUGCUUCUACAUCCUCCUCUGCUUCUACAUCCACCUCUGCUUCCAUCAUCUCUGAUAAACUUGACAUAGAAAGCAUUGUACAUUAUUUGUGA
Messenger RNA from Plasmodium malariae, 2733 nucleotides. Its product is annotated as GTP-binding protein, putative. NCBI's taxonomy places the organism in Eukaryota, Apicomplexa, Aconoidasida, Haemosporida, Plasmodiidae. The coding region runs from base 1 to 2733 and encodes 910 amino acids. The transcript has a single exon. Gene Ontology annotation, molecular function: GTP binding. Gene Ontology annotation, cellular component: mitochondrion. The record is from RefSeq and is a predicted model, not a curated record.